Ilyonectria robusta is the source of this 976-nucleotide messenger RNA. RefSeq lists its product as uncharacterized. NCBI's taxonomy places the organism in Eukaryota, Fungi, Ascomycota, Sordariomycetes, Hypocreales, Nectriaceae. The record is from RefSeq and is a predicted model, not a curated record. The transcript has 2 exons. The annotation marks the transcript as partial.
CAGCUCAGUCUGCUGAGUGCGAGGUUUGGCUAACGCCGUCUGAGUGUAGGUCCUGGAUACUCAGCACAUCAUGUUUUGGGAGCUGCCCCCUGUGAUCCCGAGCGAGUUGCUCCAGGUACAAAUGCCUUGUGAUGAGCAAUUGUGGGAAGUGCCAAGUCAGUGCCGAUUUUUGGAACUCCUCGAUGAAACAAGAAAUUCGACAGUACCACGCCGUCUCAGACGACUGGGACAGGAGUUGUCCUAUAUCUACCGCACGAAAAGACGGCCCGAGGGGCUCAGCGAUUUUCAUACUCUGAUUUUGUCAAUGGGUGUUUUCAGAGAUGCUAAUCGUUUAGAAAACCCAAGCGCCUAUCUAGAUAUUCUUCGGCAAUCGGACUCACCCGCCUCACAACAAUCCCAAAUGGGGCGGCUAGCCAUCCAACACAACCAUCUCAUGGCUCUCCUUCUGAAAAUAAGAGCCCGCGAACUUUUUGCCUUCUCAGGAUGGCGCAUCGAUGAUGCAGAGAGAGCAAAGAGCUGCUUUCGGCUCCAUCGGUGGGGAAAAGAAAGGGGCUCCGAAGCGCGUUGCGCAGUCCUCCAUGCUGCCAAGGCCUUUAGUUGCCUCCGUACGUAUCCGACGCAGGGUUACCAUAAGACUCAGUGUAUUCUCCUAUCAACUCUCAUGAUCUGGGCAUACGUGGAUUGUUGCGCGCCUAGCGACGUCGAGCCAACGGUAGACUACGGGGCCAACGAGGCGAGAGCCAACACGCUACGGUUUGAUAAGUGCUCAUUAGAAGAUCCAAUGGUAGAGGAGUGGCUGCGGAACGGAGAAAGGGUCCGGCCGUAUCUUGCUGGAGUUGGGAGCUUGGAGGAGCGCGGCGCAACAACGCGACUAAUUAAGGAGACCGUUCGGCUGCUUACCAGUGACGAGUCUUGGCCCCUUAGCUAUACUGUGCGCUUUCUGCUCCAGGAUCACUACAGUUCGAAGGCAGAAUGC